AUGACUCGUCAUCUAUAUCUCGAUGCUUCACCUCCUCCGUACAAUGGAACUAGAGAUUUUAUCGAUCGAGAAGCUUUUAAGAAAACAAUUUCAGUACUUGCAGCACGCGUUGUACCCGAGAGAGCGGGUGUCUUUCUCAAGGCCAAGGAACUAAAGAGCUGUUUGAUGGACCUUCCUAAAAUUCGAACUGUUGUUCAUGAUUCCUCCAAUCCAGAUGGCGACCGUCUCGUUCUAUUGAGAAUGGCCAACAAGUCUGAUAUUCCUCCAGAGGCUAAAGAAUACUUGGAUAAAGAAUCGAAGGGUCUUGUAGAUUUUCAGAUUGACCUGAAUUACAACUAUUGGACAGCAGAUGAAUGCCUACGUGCCUUUCUCCCUGAAGAGCUGCGUGAAGGGGCACCCAGUGGUUUUGCAUUGACAGGACACAUUGCUCACGUCAACCUCAACGAUGAAUACCUUCCUUACAAACAUAUCAUUGGACAAUUAAUUCUCGAUAAAAACAGCCAAGUGGAGACUGUUGUGAACAAGUUGGAUUCCAUCGAUACCAAAUUUCGUUUUUUCAAAAUGGAACUGCUUGCUGGCAAGCCAGAAUACGUUGUAGAACAUCGUGAAGCUGACUGUAAAUUUACAUUCAAUUUUGCGGAGGUCUACUGGAACUCGCGUCUUCAUACAGAACAUAAGCGACUGGUCGAUUCAUUCAAACCGGAAGACAUUGUAGCAGAUGCAUUCGCCGGAGUUGGACCAUUUGCUGUCCCUGCAGCAAGGAAAGGUUGUGCCGUUCUUGCAAAUGAUCUGAAUCCGAACAGCGCCAAAUACUUGGAUAAAAACGUGAAAGAUAACCGGGUUACCGCCCUUGUGCGCGUUUCGUGUGAAGACGGUCGCGAUUUCAUCCGAAGAAGUGUCGCGUCAGCAUAUGACGAUCCAUUCCCAGCGUACACUGGACCGAAAAAAAGCAGAGUACAGGAGGAACGAGAACGCAAAAUAUUGCAAAAACUGGCUGCUGAAGGACACCCUCCUCCUCCAGCAACACCAACACCUCAACCUCGCCAAAAAAUAUCACAUUUCGUGAUGAAUUUACCUGAUUCUGCGCUCACGUUCUUGGACGCUUUCCGAGGAUUAUUAAAUGAUGAUAAGGGUCGGAAUUUGAGCGGUGUGUACGACGAAAUGCCAAUGGUGCAUUGCCAUUGCUUUACUCGCGAGCUCGACCCAGUGUUGGCCGAGAAGGAUAUUCGGCAGCGAGCGGAAGAAAAACUGGGGUACCCCUUGCCUGCAGAUACCAUAUUUCACCUUGUUCGUUCUGUGGCCCCUAACAAAGAGAUGUAUUGUAUUAGUUUCCGACUUCCUCGCGAAGUAGCGUUUGCUUGUAGCUGA
Messenger RNA from Psilocybe cubensis, 1368 nucleotides. RefSeq lists its product as uncharacterized. The record is from RefSeq and is a predicted model, not a curated record. The coding region runs from base 1 to 1368 and encodes 455 amino acids. The transcript is spliced from 9 exons. Lineage: Eukaryota; Fungi; Basidiomycota; Agaricomycetes; Agaricales; Agrocybaceae. Gene Ontology annotation, biological process: mitochondrial tRNA methylation; tRNA N1-guanine methylation. Gene Ontology annotation, cellular component: mitochondrial matrix; cytoplasm.